CUAUCUCAUUCAUUCACUCACUCUCUCAAAAUUAAAAAAACAAAAACUCUUCUCUCUCUCUCUCUUACUCUCCUUCUCUCUCAACCUCCUCAUCAUCUUGCCAACACCACACCACACACAGUCCAACGUUAAUUGAUCAAAAACCCACCUCUCUCCAUCUUCCUUUCAUCCCAACUUUCCCUUCACAAAAAUCCUCUCCGAUUCUUCUCCACCGAUGCAGAUUGAGUUUCACAAAUCAUUCAUCUUCGUUAUAUGUAAUUACCGUUUCCGUGCUUUCUCAUUAUUCGAUCUGUGACGAUCGUAAUGCCACUCAUCGGAAACUUAUUUACCAUGUGAUUUUGUUCUGUUUCCCCAAAAUUCUCUGUUUCUGUUUUUUUUUCCUUCUUUUUUUUUUUGACCCUUUUUUUUCUGGUUGCGUAUUCAGCAAGUGUACUCUAAUAAUUCUCUGAUCUGAGAAAAUCACACCCAAAAAAUUAAAUAAAAAUACGAUUUUUUAACCUAACCCUUGUUGCGGUUCCAUUUACAAGCUUCAAAUUAGAAGCCCCUGUUUUCUGGGUUUUCAACCAUGGAAGACGAUUUUCUUGGUUUGAUUUUUCAUUUUGAUUGCGAUGAUCUCACUUUAAUGAAUCAUGAUGACUUCACGUGAAUGAAGUUUUUAACUUUGAUCACAAAUAUUUGGAAAAUUCCUUUCUUUUUUUGGGAAUAUCCCUCACCGUUUAGGAGAAUGAAAUACUAUACUUCUCCUCAAAGUUUUCAUCUUUGGAUUCACCUUGAAAUAUCCUUUUACCUUUUUUCAUGCUUUUUAUUCAUCUGGGUCAUCUAAUAUCUAAAAUAACGUUUUAUGAAACGAUCGGUGAUAAUUUUCAUAUGCAACUCAGGUUUUUUAAUAUUUUUUUUCAAUUUGGUAUUUGUGAAGUGAUUUUUUUUUCUGAUCCUCUUUCAUUACAGGUUAAUGAUUUGAUGGGUCUAAAUGCAUGCCUUUUUGUGCUUGUAAUUAAUCAUUUAUAACGUUAUAAUCAACCGAGACAUUUGGUCAUUUUUGUGUGUGUAAGUUUGUGUCACAUAAUGAGUUUAUGUAAAGUAUGUUUUUCUUUGUAGGUUUGAGACCUGAGAUUUGCUAGUGAAUUAUAUUUUUGAGAUAUUUUCUUCUGCAAAGUUUGGGGGCACUGCCUAAAGUAUUUGCAGUGCCCAUGGAUGCCACAACAAGCGGAACCCCAACUAUUCAAUACCAUAACAUCCCUGACCAGUCAAUUACUGCCAUUGUUGUUGCCCAACCACUUCCAACAUUUCAAAGGCAGCAACGCCAUUGCUUAGGGAACUCUUCUACUCCUGGAGAGUUUCCUUUGUCUGCUAAUCCAUCUAUUGUCCUCCAUGUCCUUACAGCGUGUAAUUUGGAUCCUCAAGACCUUGCUAAACUUGAGGCAACAUGUUCCUUCUUCAGGCAGCCAGCAAACUUUGCUCCGGAUUUCACGUUGUCGUUAUCCGAGCUUGCUGCAUUUGACAUGUGCUUGAAGAGAGCUAUCUUUAAGCCAAUGACAACAGAAGAAAAGCAAGAUUUGAAGCAAAGAUGUGGAGGUUCUUGGAAGUUGGUUUUGAGGUAUUUGUUGGCUGGAGAAGCAUGUUGCAGGAGGGAGAAAUCACAGGCAAUAGCAGGUCCUGGUCACAGCAUUGCUGUGACUUCUAAAGGGGAAGUUUAUUCAUUUGGAUCCAACAGUUCAGGACAACUGGGGCACGGCACCACUGAUGAAGAAUGGCGACCACGGCCAAUAAGAACUUUGCAAGGGAUUCGAAUUAUACAAGCGGCUGCUGGUGCUGGGAGGACAAUGUUGAUCACUGAUUCUGGACAGGUCUAUGCAUUUGGGAAGGAUUCUUUCGGGGAAGCUGAAUAUGGAGGACAAGGAUCUAAAACUGUUACAACUCCACAGUUAGUGGAGUCUUUGAAAAACAUAUUUGUCGUCCAAGCUGCAAUUGGUAACUUUUUCACAGCUGUAUUGUCAAGAGAAGGCAGGGUUUAUACAUUUUCUUGGGGUGUCGAUAGCAAACUUGGCCACCACACUGAUCCAAGUGAUAUGGAACCACGUUCUUUAUUAGGAGCUUUGGAAGACAUACCGGUAGUGCAAAUUGCGGCCGGAUAUUGCUACCUUCUUUGUCUGGCUUGCCAACCUAGUGGAAUGUCAGUGUACUCAGUUGGGUGUGGCUUGGGAGGCAAGCUAGGACACGGAUCAAGAACUGAUGAAAAGUUCCCCCGUUUGAUCGAACAGUUCCAGACGCUAAACCUUCAACCCAUGGUGGUUGCAGCCGGUGCUUGGCAUGCUGCUGUGGUUGGACAGGAUGGACGCGUUUGCACAUGGGGAUGGGGCCGAUACGGUUGCUUGGGGCAUGGAAAUGAAGAAUGUGAAGCUGCACCUAAGGUAGUAGAUGCAUUGACAAAUGUCAAAGCUGUUCAUGUUGCGACUGGAGAUUACACUACCUUCGUAGUGUCUGAAGAUGGUGAUGUAUAUUCAUUCGGUUGUGGAGAAUCUGCUAGUCUUGGGCAUAAUGCAGUAAAUGAUGCACAGGGAAACAGACAUGCAAAUGUGUUAAAUCCAGAGCUAGUGACAUCACUGAAACAGAUCAAUGAAAGGGUGGUGCAAAUUAGUCUAACCAAUUCCAUUUACUGGAAUGCUCAUACCUUUGCUCUCACUGAAUCAGGGAAGCUUUAUGCAUUUGGUGCUGGAGACAAAGGACAACUAGGAAUUGAGCUUGUUGCCAACCAGACUGAAAGGGUAAAUCCAGAAAAGGUUGACAUUCAUCUUGGUUAACUCUAUUUGUGCCUUUAAUCCGCAAUUCUUUCGUCGUCUAAUUUAUGAUCACUCUGCAUAGCAUUUAGUUUUUUUAAAUUCGUUAUCUAUUUUGUAAAUAUAAUCAAAGAAUCCAGCAGUGUCAUGAAGGUCCAAGGUAGGUAACAAGCUAACAAGGGCCUUAAAUGCUGUCUUUAUUAUGGUCGUUCAGAUAACUCUUUAGGCUUCAACCGUUUGUUGAUAGUUUUAUUACAUUGUUGAAGGUUUAUUUAUUUACAGUUUAGUUGUCUUUAAUUUGUUCUGUCAAA
Messenger RNA from Cicer arietinum (chickpea), 3088 nucleotides. Its product is annotated as ultraviolet-B receptor UVR8. The record is from RefSeq and is a predicted model, not a curated record. Lineage: Eukaryota; Viridiplantae; Streptophyta; Magnoliopsida; Fabales; Fabaceae.